This is a messenger RNA of Fulmarus glacialis (Northern fulmar), 692 nucleotides long. It is a transcript of the gene PFDN4, whose product is annotated as prefoldin subunit 4. The record is from RefSeq and is a predicted model, not a curated record. Gene Ontology annotation, cellular component: prefoldin complex; cytoplasm. The transcript has 4 exons. Gene Ontology annotation, biological process: protein folding. Bases 1 to 417 code for a protein of 138 amino acids. NCBI's taxonomy places the organism in Eukaryota, Metazoa, Chordata, Aves, Procellariiformes, Procellariidae.
AUGUCCUUGAACAGGCGUUUUAAAGAAUCAAGUGCUGCAGAAGAUGUCAAUGUUACUUUUGAAGAUCAACAGAAAAUUAACAAGUUUGCAAGAAAUACUAGCAGGAUCACAGAGCUGAAAGAAGAAAUAGAAGUGAGAAAGAAACAGCUUCAAAAUUUGGAAGAUGCUUGUGAUGACAUCAUGAUGCUUGACGAUGGUGAGUCACUUCUGAUACCCUACCAAAUUGGAGAUGUCUUCAUUAGUCAUUCCCAAGAAGAGACACAAGAGAUGCUGGAGGAGGCAAAGAAAAGUUUACAAGAAGAAAUUGAAGCAUUAGAAUCCCGAGUGGAAUCAAUUCAGAGGGUGUUAUCUGACCUGAAAGUUCAGCUCUAUGCAAAGUUUGGAAAUAACAUAAAUCUUGAGGCUGAGGACAGUUAAAGGUGUCCAAAAUAUACCGUACAACUUUUUCUUGUUUUAUUAAAUGUUUUGAUAACAUUGUUACAAUUACAUUUUAAAAAAAAUCCACCACUUUAUUUUCUUUUUUUUUUAACUUUCCUGUCCUGCGUUCCAUCUAUUUAAUGAGAGCUUUCUUAUUUUGGUUAUUGCAGUUAUUUAUUUGUUCAGGAAAGCAUUAGCUUUAUACUGUUGGUAAAACAUCAAAAUUGGAAUAUUUGCAUUGUUUAUUAAAGUAAUAAAGUCAGGCACGUAUUGUA